AUGCCCAAGAUCUACAAGCCAGGAAAGGUCGCUGUCGUCCUCCAGGGCCGUCACGCCGGUAAGAAGGUCGUCGUCAUCAAGCAGUACGAUGACGGCACCAAGGAGAAGGGCUUCCCCUACAUCAUCGCCGCCGGCAUUGAGCGAUACCCCCUGAAGGUGACGCGCAACAUGGGCAGCAAGAAGCUGGCCAAGCGCUCCAAGAUCAAGCCCUUCAUCAAGGUGAUCAACUACAACCACCUCAUGCCCACCCGAUACGCGCUCGAGCUCGAGGGCCUCAAGGGCCUGGUCUCGAAUGACACGUUCAAGGAGCCCUCGCAGCGCACCGACUCGCUCAAGCAGAUCCGCUCGAUCUUCGAGCAGAAGUACCAGAGCGGCAAGAACAAGUGGUUCUUCACUCCCCUCCGAUUCUAA
This is a messenger RNA of Pseudozyma flocculosa PF-1, 411 nucleotides long. RefSeq lists its product as uncharacterized. The transcript is spliced from 4 exons. The record is from RefSeq and is a predicted model, not a curated record. Gene Ontology annotation, biological process: translation. Lineage: Eukaryota; Fungi; Basidiomycota; Ustilaginomycetes; Ustilaginales; Ustilaginaceae. Gene Ontology annotation, cellular component: cytosolic large ribosomal subunit; ribosome. Bases 1 to 411 code for a protein of 136 amino acids. Gene Ontology annotation, molecular function: structural constituent of ribosome.